CAUCCACUUCAUCCACGAAAUGUCGUCAAGCGACGUCCGUUCCAUCCUCAACUUGCCUAAGGCGGGCCAAUCGUCCGGCUCGGGAUCGAGGAAAUCCGCCGCAGCGGCCCGCAAGCCCGAUGGCAUCUCGCGCGAGCUGUACGCCCUCAUCGGCGACAACGCGCCGUCACUCGCAGAGGCGCAGGCGUCCAUCGCGGCAGUCAAGUACCGCGACAGGCCCAAGCUCAAGUCGAAGAAGGUCAAGUGGGAGUGGACGCAGUUCACGCCGAGCGCGAACCGCAACUCUCCCCAUCCGCCGCGUCUCGGACACUGGGUUCGUGUGACCGAUGACGAUCCGCAUGCGAGGGUGGACUACUUUGGCAGCUUCAACCUCCACGGCCCGUCGGUGAUGGAGUACAGCCAGUUCGAGUACGACCAGCACCUAGUCGACCCCAACUGGUCGUCGCAUGAGACGGCGUACCUGUUCGACUUGCUGCGGACGUUUGACCUCCGCUUCGUGGUUGCGGCAGACCGGUACGAGUACCUUGGCCCCAAGGGCGACCAGUCGGCGAAGAAGCGCUCGAUCGAGGAGAUCAAGGAUCGCUACUACACCAUCUGCCGCCGCCUCGUCCGCACGCGCACAGCCAGUGACAUCCAGGUGCAGCAGCAGCAGAUUGUGCAGUACUCGUUCGACAAGGCUCGAGAGAUCAAGCGCAAGCAGUAUGCCUCGGAGCUCUUCCACCUCACGCAGGCGGAGAUUGCAGAGGAAGAGGCGCUGUACAUGGAGAUCAAGCGCCUGGAGCAGAACGAGAAGCGCUACCGUGCCGACCGCGACGAGCUGAUGCGGACGAUCAUUGGAUUGGACAGUGGUCUGGUCAACCUGGACGGCGCGAACAGCGAGGGCGUCCUGGGUCUUGACAGGUACAAGAAGAAGAGGAGGCCAGAGGACGAGACGCCAGGCAACGGACCUGGCAGCCCAGCCCCUCCAGCGAAGAAGCAGAAGGAUUCCGCAGCGUUCGACCUCACGCACUGCAUCUACCGCGUCCCUCCACAGCCGAUCGCGCCCAACUCGUCGCACCUGGCCUCGAAGCACCCUGUGCACCAGCCGGCCCACCUCCGGUCGUCCAAGAUGCCGACACCCAAGCCCAACACUGCGAUCCGUGUCACCGAGCUGCUGUCGGAAAUGGGUCUCAACAUCCACCGACUGGUCAUGCCUACGCGCUCCAACCUCGACGCCCUCGACGGCGUGCUCCAUGCCGCGGCCGCGCUUGUGGACAUGAAGCGCCAGGUCGACCGCGUCGAGCAGGAGAUCCGCACCUUCAAGGCGCAGCGCGAGGGCUUUGUGCCACCGGUGGAGCCGUCAAGAAAGCGUUCCGAAUCGGUCCUGUCCACCGACACCGGCUCGUCGCUCAUCAAGGCGCUCAAGGGUGCGCAGGACCCGACCCCAAGCGGGCAGCGCAAGAUUGCGCUCGCCUCCGCCGCGUGGGCCGACAACACGCUCCUCAUCCCGCGCAAGGCAGACGUGCUGCGCGACUGGGUGCUCGAGGCGUGGAUGCGGAGCAAGCCAUCCGCUGCAAGCCCGCUCCUCGACCCGGCAUACCAUGCGCUCCUGGUCUCCGUGUCCCCCUCCUGCUCGGCCCCGCCGACGGCCCCCCUCUCCCUCCUGGGCAGCUACAUUGCCGCUGCGUCCGCCGCGUCGCCUCCCGAAGGGCUCGGCGCCGCCGUCUCCCUGUCGCUUGGACAGCUCUUCCACACGACAGAGGGGAGCAAGGCCGACGCGUGGGCCGAGAUCUGGGCAAAGCUCGUCGCUGCGCUCGCCUCGCCGUCGGCGCCGGUCGACGCGCUCCAGCCAGUCGCGGUGCUCGUGGGCGAUGCGCUGUCGGCCACGCUGCCGACGUCGCCGAACGGCAAGAAGAUUGCGCAGAGCUUACACCCCUCUCUUGGAGCGUACGCUGCCACGCUGGCGCACCACGCGUCGCUGAAGCCCGUGUUCGAGGAGCUGACUGGCGCGCUCUUCUUUCCCCUGCCGGUGUUGCAGACGCUCGACCCGCUCAAGACGCUCCUCACGUCGCUUGCCACCUCCGAGCCCCUCCCCGCCCUCGCUGCGAUCCCGCACCUCUUCGCGACCUUCAUCGCCGCCACCACGCAACACAGGUACUCGCUCUACGCGAAGGGCGGGGACCGGCGCCCCGUCGACGUCGUCGUGGCGGACAAGGUGCGCGCGGCCGUGACACCGGCACUUGGCGCCUGCCUCGAGCUCGUGAACCGCCUCGAGGACUCGGUGCUCAGCCGCCCCGGCGGAUCAACGCCGUCAGCGAGCCGCACGGCCGUCGUCGAGGGCCUGUGGAGCUCGCGUCUCGCGCUCUGGACGGCGUUCCACGCCUGGGGGGGAUACCUCGAGACUGACGCCAACGCCGGCCAGCUCGUCGCGAGCGAGGCCCAGCGCGCUGCGUCCGCGCUGGCGCUGUACGGCGCUACCGAGGCCGCUGCUGAGGACGAAGGCUUGGCAGGCAGGAUUCUGCGCACGCUGGAUGUUCUCGAACGGCUGGAUCACACAAGGACAGCGGUCAACACCGAGGUGGUUGGAUGGUGCUUGGCUUCUCCGGCACGCACGCAUCCCGCGGCGAGGACACUCCUGUCUUCAAUCCUCCGCUUCCACCAGCUCACGCGGUUGCUGGACGUCUUCUUCGAUCUGGUGUCCGACGCGUGUGCGGGUCUGUUUGACGCCUCGUUGCCUUCAAACGCGCUCGCACCGCUGUACUCGCUCGUCGCGGCGGGCCCAUUGACGGACAAGGCGUUCCGCGACGAUCUCGCCGCCGCGGUACGGGCGACCAACCUCGGUGGCCGGCGGAGCGUGCAGUGGGCGAGCCUGCUCGAUUCGCUGGCUGCCCGCGUGCGUGCCGCGCUCUCCCAAGAAGUGGGGAGCAAGCGUAAGCGCGAGCUCGAUGGCCCCGCCCGCCUGGUUGCAGUGUUCAGCAGGCUCGUGAAGAUCGUGCUUGAUGCCGGCGCGCGUGCGCGCCCAGGCGUCGAGCACGUCGAGGCGGCCAUCGGCGCCGCGGCGCGUGCGUUCGCCGACGCUGAGAUCCCCGCGGCGGCUGGUGAUGCCGACGCGCCGAAGAAGAAGCGCAAGUCGGACGUUGGCGCGCGGGAUAUCGCCGGCGACCUCGCCUUCGCUGCUCGCCUCCGCGUCGCGCGCUCGGCCGGCCUCCUCCACCGCAAAGCGGAGUACGGGCUGGACGUGGGCGCGCUGUGCGGUCUGCUUGAGGCGCCGGGAGUCGUGCCAGAGCUCCAGCUUGAGAUUACACACUACCUGUACACCCGGUUAUCCCUGUUUGCCCACGACGAAGACGCGCACCGCGCCGCGUCCGUUGACGCCCUGCUGCACGCGCUCGACGCGUCACCGAAGCGCGCGUGGACAGGGCGCGAGGCGGGCGUUACGGACAAGACGCUCGCCGCAGCAGCGUGGACGAUCGUCGCGCAGGGUGGGCUCGCGCCGCUCGACGUGACCGCCACACCUGCCCAGCUCGAGCGUCUCGUUUCCAUCGUCAUCUCGCGCGCUGGUGCCGAGCCGGGUCUGUCAGUCGGCGCGGCGAUCCAGCGCCUCCUGUCCUCCGCCGACACGUGGGAGCUGCCUGCGUUCCGCGCAGCGCUGCUCAAGGCGCUCGUCGACGCCGCCAAGUCGCGCGGCGCGUUCGUCGUCCUCUCUACCUGUCCCGCCGCGUGGCUGUCCAAGGGCGCGCGUACUGCGCUCCUGGAUGCAGCCUACGCUGUUGACAAGGACGCUUCGCCGGAGACACAGGUGGCCAUCCGGACCUGGCUGGCGAGGCUGGCCAGCGCCGACGUGUACGGCCCGCUCACCGACGCCAAGGUGGUCAAGAAGCUGUUGAAAUCGGCGUCCUCUCCAGAGCUGGCCGACGCGACCCUCGCGCUGGUGCACCUUGCAUACCAGCACAUUGCCAAGUUGGCCGCCCGCGACCCCGCACCUCUGAUCGCCACGCUCGACGAGGCGAUCAAGUCCAAGUCGUUCAAGGACCCCACCGAUGUGCGCUCGCGCGCCGUCGCGCUGCUCCUCGAGGACAUUGUGGCCUCGGGCAACGCUGAGCGCUUCAGCGCGGACGUCAAGUCCAAGCUCGGCGAGCUGGAGGCCGUCGCGCGGGCGGCACUUGCCCCCGUGGUCGAGAGCGCGCUCGCCUCGCCGGCCGCCAACGCCGAAGUGUUCCGCUCCUGGCGCUCGCUGGCGCGCUUCUCGUCCUGGCUCGGCUCCCCAGUGUCCGACAAGACGGGAGCGGCCCUCCUCUCGUCCAUUGUGCGGACGCGCGACGCCGAGCUCGCAGUCGUCGCGUUCGACCUCUCGGCCUCGGCCGAGGCCGAAGCCGUCCUCGCAGCCUUCAUCGUCCUCCGCGCCACGUUUCCCUCAGACACAGCACUGGACACGGCGUUCGCGUCCUACGCCAAGACGCUCACCAGCGAGACGUUCACUGCGGCGCUCACCGCGGCCUCCUCCCUCGUCGCCAGCCAGCGCGACGCGGAAGCAGAGGGCGCGCUGCGCGCCAUCUCCCUGCUCGUCUCGGCGCCGGUCGAGGGCUCGGGCCGCGCGAUCGCGACGCUCCUCCACCCGCUCCUCCUCUCGCUAGAGGGCGCGAUGCGCGGCUGCGUCGGCGUGAUCGCGCAGGCGCUGGCCGUGCUGUCCGCGCUGGUCGACGACCGCACCGGCCUCCUCCGCGCCCCAGACGGCGCGCUCAUCCUGUCCGCUAUCGCGGCCGCGCUCGUCCCCUCCUCCGACAGGCCGGCCGCCUGCGCACCGCACCUCGUGCCCGCGGCGCUCAGCCCGCUCAUCACGCUUGUGCGCCAUCGCGCCGACAUCGCCCUCGCGCACCUCCCUGCGCUGGUGGGCGUGCUCGCGGCCUUCUUCCCCCUCCUCCAGCGCAAGCGUGGCGCGCGGACAAAGGGGACCCGGAAGCCGUUCUGGCUCGCCAUCGAGCCCCGGGAUGAUGACCCGGCAGCCGCACACGCCGCGCUGCUAGCGCGCGCAUUUACGAACCUCGCCACGGCCAAGCUGCCGACGACGGGCGACGCCCCGGCGCGGACCCUCGCAGGGCCGUUGGCCAAGCAUGCGCCUGCCCUGCUUGUGGCGUAUGCGCGCGCAGCUGCCGACCCGUGGGCAGGCUUGUCAACUGCCGUGCGGCGCGAGCUCGAGCCGGGCCUGUUCAGCCUCUGCGACAUUGUCACUGCUGGCGGCCGUGCCGACGGACGCGGGAGGGAAGGCGAGGGUGUCGGCGCGCCGUUCGGCCUCGGGGACGGGGCGGGCGGCGCGGCCGAGCACGAGAUCUGGGCCGACACAUGGCGCGCCUGGAGCAGGAAGCGGUACACUGGUCAGGGAUAG
This is a messenger RNA of Vanrija pseudolonga, 5362 nucleotides long. It is a transcript of the gene SWC4, whose product is annotated as SWR1-complex protein 4. Gene Ontology annotation, molecular function: transcription corepressor activity. The record is from RefSeq and is a predicted model, not a curated record. Gene Ontology annotation, cellular component: NuA4 histone acetyltransferase complex; Swr1 complex. The transcript is spliced from 8 exons. Bases 20 to 5362 code for a protein of 1780 amino acids. Gene Ontology annotation, biological process: DNA repair; chromatin remodeling; negative regulation of transcription by RNA polymerase II. NCBI's taxonomy places the organism in Eukaryota, Fungi, Basidiomycota, Tremellomycetes, Trichosporonales, Trichosporonaceae.